Molecule: messenger RNA, 834 nt
Organism: Rotaria sp. Silwood2
Lineage: Eukaryota; Metazoa; Rotifera; Eurotatoria; Philodinida; Philodinidae
Source: the annotation of a GenBank genome assembly
AUGAUGACAGAAGAAUAUUCACAGGAUAUCUCUAUUCCAAUCACAGAAUCAUCAUCCUCAGCUCCAUAUACACUCAUUUGGUUAGACACAAGUGCCAAAGAUAGAUCAACAACACAAAGUGAACUGAGCAAUAUUGUUAAUAAUGAGCUUCUUACGUUUGACAAUGCAGUUGAAUGCCAAGAAUAUAUUCAACACAUGGUUAAUAAAGUUGUUUUAAUCGUAUCAGGAAGUAUGGGAAAACAAUUAGUUCCUCCAAUACAUGAUUGUUCGCAAUUAUUAGCCAUCUAUAUAUUUUGCGGUGACAAAGAAUUUCAUAUGCAAUGGUCCAAAGUGUAUAAAAAAGUCAAGAGUGUCGUCGUUCAUUUGGAUGAUUUAAUUGCUCAGAUUCUUAAAGACUAUCGAUAUUAUCAACAUGUAUCAAUCAAUGUUUACCGUGCAAGUGAAGAGAAAUCACAUACAAAUUUACAAGAAAAUGCAUCGUUUAUUUGGCUACAAUUAUUCAUUGACAUAGUUAUUCGUUUGCGGUCAAAAGAUGUAUCGAACGGCAAAGAUGAAUUAGCCGCCUAUCUUCGUGAAAAAUAUUGUCAUACUCAAUCACAAAUUGAUCGACUUGAUGAGUUUCAGCAAAAAUACACACCAGAGCAUAGUAUUCAAUGGUAUACAAAAGAUGGAUGUAUUUGUUUUACAUUGAAUAAAGCGUUACGCACUGCAGAUUGGGAAACAUUAAUUAAAUAUCGAUUUUUCAUACAAAAUUUAUAUAGACAAUUGCAACAUGAACAAAGCAUUCAGAAAUCUUCUUCUAUUUCUCCAAUAAUUCAUGUAUAUCGUGGAUAA